Messenger RNA from Cylicocyclus nassatus, 3082 nucleotides. Lineage: Eukaryota; Metazoa; Nematoda; Chromadorea; Rhabditida; Strongylidae. The record is from the annotation of a GenBank genome assembly.
AUGACUCUUGGUAGACGCAACAGGGUAAUGGAGAAAGAAAGUGAGGAGGAUGAGGUGUUCGAAAUCGACGAUUUCACCGUUAUAACGGAAUUCGAGCGCUUUGGCGUGGCUAUUGAAGCUCUGAUUCAAGAAUGGGGUCUAAUCGGCACAAGACCUCGGAAAAAAUACCGAAAAGGUGUGCUACGGACUUGUUCUUGGCUGUCGAAAACAUCAGUCGUUAGUUUUGGUGAAACUAACAAACUGAAGGUUGCAUACUAUUAUCCUGAUUUGCCAAGUGAUGCUGCUGAAGAGCUACCUUGUGGCGAAAAUGACCCACAUAUCGCAUCGUUUGGCUAUGAUAUGACCAAUAUGGAAACAGAUUUUGUGCACAACAGCAACAUCACAACUAUGUAUGGUGUCUCCGAGUACAUACUCGUUUCGCCGGACGAUCAAGUGGACGAUGCGAUCAUGACGGAAGAUCAGAAAAAUCUAGUUAUUAGUGCAUUUCGAGUUGCGCAGCACAGCGUUGAUUGUGAGGUUCCGAUGUUUAUUCAAUUUGGUCAUCUUGAUAGGCAACUUUUCUUUGGCACAGCUUGCAAUAAAUCGGUGGUCACGCAUUUUGGAGGAUCUCAUCUUCGUCGAGCUCAGUUACGGCAUCACCAUCUCAGUGGUUUGUUAGAACUGUUUAGGGAGCACGUCAAAUGUCCAAUUUCACUGCUUGAUGCGGACGAUAUUCGCGUAUCUGUACAGUUCGAUUACAAUGUGAAAGUGGGUACUUCUGCCAAGCGGGGAACUGGCACUCGGGCAAAAGGAGCCACAAUUACUACGUCGCCCCAAUAUAUCGAUGAUGCUUGUGAAAUUCUUGAAUGUUAUACUUUACCAUUCGGUAGCAAGAGUGAGCCUUUGAGUGAGUUCAAUCUCAUUGCAUCCUGGCCUAAUAUGAAGGAGGAAAUGAUCAAUGAAAAUGAGUAUCACAGUGAUCUCGAUUUGCUGAGUGCAUUCAACUGGGCUGGAUCAGUCUACUUCCAGUUCACGGAGACAUUACUUAAUUAUGCACUCAAGCGAUUACUUGGACUUCCACUGUUGAAAGAUGCCAGUGAGACGUCAUUCACGCUUCUGGGCUUGAAAACAGCACCAAAGGCAUUUGGACAACUCACCGAUGGUGGGAUCGAAAAUAUACGGUUUGCUGGAGCACCGAACGUAUCAAUCACAAAUCCUGGUGCCCUUCCUCUUGAUGAAGUGCCCAUGCCCAUUGCUAAGUCCGUUAUGAAACGAUGUAUGGAUAAAAUCUUCGAUGUGGAAAACAACGAAGAAGAACCUAAUACGGAAAUAACUCCCAGUCAACCCUUGCUUACCACUCCUGGAGGUGCAGUACGAAGUAGCCCGGCACCUGCGCUUCAAAAUGUACAGUCGCGAAAAGAUCUUUCAAAGUUCGUUGAAACUAUUCAAAGCAGCAGUUCAAAACUAAAUGGUAAACUCCGACAGAUCAAAUGGACUCCACCGGAUUCUAUAACGCGACGAUUUGCAAUGGCUUUCACCAAUGCAUCUCUUGAUUACAUCUAUGGUCCAUAUGCAUUUGCACAAGUUUGGUACAAGUUCGUGAAAAGGCUUCGGACAUACUAUGACAAUACUAAAAACUUGCCAGGAAUGAGCGAAAUUACCCAGCCCAAUCUCUCUCAUUGCCUCCUACAUCAAAAACUGGAGAUGCUUCAAUGUUGCAUUUCCGCAAAACGAAAACGUCAUGAGCUCUAUGACAACACGAAAGAUUUCGGUGGAGAUGAGUUCUACGAUGCACAGUCUGAUCAAUCUGAAGAUUCCAAUUUUGGAAACGAAAGUGAGAAGACGGAAACUGCUAAUGACAGCACAUCUGACGACAACGCCAAGAGUGCUAAGAGUAUAGAGGAUAUAGAGCCGGCUGGUCGCUUGCAUCCAUUUGGUGAAUUGCGGUUAUUGCACCAUCCCGAUACGCUACUCUAUGUUCCCAUUACUCAGGAUCGCAGUCCUAUGACCGAAGACAUGCUUGAUGAAUACACGCGGUACCUCUCAUCGCUGGACGAUGGAGAUUCUAGGACUCGAGCUCAGCUUGAUGUACUUUGCAGCGAUAUGCAAGCCUUCAAGGCAGCGAAUCCAAAGUGCUGCUUGGAGGAUUUCAUAAGAUGGCAUUCUCCCAAAGACUGGAGUGAGGAAGAAGAAUGUUUAUCGGAACGAAUGCAACUUCCCGAUAAUACAUGGGUGAAAUGCUGGAAUGAAGCAAUGCCCAUACCUGUAAUUAAUCAAGCGCGACUCUUUAAUGAGUCGAAAAUCGCCGAAGAGAUUCUGUCAUUGCUGGAGAAUGCCACUGUUCAGCAAAUGGUAGAAUUUCUACGACCUGUCAUCUUCACUACUGCUGUCGAGCAGAUUAUCGAGAAAACGAAAUGCGUACAGAGCCUUGUAGAUGAGGAGCUUCUGGCUAAUGCUGUUCAUCGUGCUAAUAGGAGUGGCCUCAGAGAUGAUUAUGUCGAGGCUUUGAAGUUGAUCAAAUCAACAGAACUUCUCUUUGUGCAAUAUUCUAGUCUACUGAAUAAACUGACCAUUGGAGAAAGUGAUGAUCCUGCUAUAGUAUCACCUAAUCCGGAGGAGUUAUAUAAUUUUAUCAUAGCUCUUAUAGAAGAUGCUUCAUCUCGAAGAGAUGACGACCGAAUUGUCAUAUCUCGUGGUAUUCCUAUUUUUGGUGCCGCCAAUGGUACGCUUGGUAGUGCUGUGCGAAGAAUGUUGGAACGGCAAGACGUCAAAAGUGGUCUUUUGCCUCCGCCGUCGAGGAAGCAAUACACGAUCAGAUGGAGUGUUCCGCGGCCAACAGCUAACAGCAGAGUUGUUCCGCAACGGCUAUUCGCUUCUAUCGAGCAAGAUGAAUUCCGACUCUGUGGUGCUUUUACUGAAGAUACUGUAUAUACUUAGAAACUACCAGACAAAGUCAAUAAUAAUCUCACAUCAAAUGGCAUGAGGGUUUGCGGGAUUUUGUUGCUAAUAAGGACUAUCUGAAUUUAUGUGCAAGAUUCGAAUGUUUUUUCUUCUAUUGAGAGCCAUAUCCGUUUCGUACUUACAAAGUCAAUAAAAAUGUAAA